Cynara cardunculus var. scolymus (artichoke) is the source of this 2805-nucleotide messenger RNA. Its product is annotated as endonuclease MutS2. Bases 151 to 2592 code for a protein of 813 amino acids. Lineage: Eukaryota; Viridiplantae; Streptophyta; Magnoliopsida; Asterales; Asteraceae. The record is from RefSeq and is a predicted model, not a curated record. Gene Ontology annotation, biological process: negative regulation of DNA recombination; mismatch repair. Gene Ontology annotation, molecular function: endonuclease activity; ATP-dependent DNA damage sensor activity; mismatched DNA binding. The transcript has 20 exons.
UUGCUGGAAUUAAAUUAAAUCUCAAAAGGUUAUUUGGCAUAAAUAAAUAAAAAAAGUUGACCCGACCCACCACAGAAGCAGAGUUGAUGAUAAACAACAACAAUCGUCUUCUUCUUCUUUCAUCUUUCUCCAUUCAAGUCAUCUGUAAGAAUGAUUUCUCUGGCUCUCCCAACCUCAUCGUCUUACACUCUCACCACCACAACUGCCGCCAUCAAGAUCAGGCUCAGGACUAGAGCUUUCCUCAAAAAAUCUACCCCCCAAACCCAAACCCAAACCCAAACCCAACUUCAACUUUCACCUCUAUCUCCCCUUGUUCAAAAUACUUUGAGGGUGCUUGAGUGGGAUAAACUCUGCGAUUCCGUUGCUUCCUUUGCUGCUACCUCCUUGGGUCAACAAGCCACCAAGGCAGACCUACUGUCUUUGAAUCAGUCAUACCAAGACAGUUUGAGACUAUUGUCAGAGACCAAUGCCGCCGUUGAAAUGCACAAGCAUGGUGGUUGUGUCAUGGAUUUCACUUGCAUCGAUACCGCAUUGGUCAAGUCUGCUGUACAACAUGCUCACAGAGGCUUUCCUGUUGAUGGACUUGAAGCAAUGGCUCUUGUAGCCAUGUUCCAGUUGGCUGACUCAUUGCAGAUCAAUCUCAGAGCUGCAAUAAAGGAAGACUCUGAUUUGCUACUGCGUUUCAUGCCAAUUGCUGAAAUGAUCAUGGAUAUGUCCGUUAGUCGCCCAUUGGUAAAGUUCAUACAGAAACUUGUAGAUGAAGAUGGCUGUGUCAAAGAUACUGCGAGUCCUUCCUUGAAACGAUCUCGUGAACAAGUGCGGCUGCUUGAAAGAAAGUUAUGCCAGUUGAUGGAGAGUUUAAUCAGUAGUGAGAUGAAAGAAACAUCAUCUGUGGAAGUAAGCAACACUGAUGGAAGAUGGUGUAUAAAAUCAGGAACUGAUCUAAAAAGAAGCUUUGAUGGUUUGUUAUUAUCAAGUGGCUCAGGCACUGGAACCCUUGUGGAGCCACUUUCUGCUGUUCCAUUAAAUGAUGAGUUGCAACAAGCUAGAGCUUCAGUAGCUAAGGCUGAAGCCGAUGUGCUUUUAGAAAUAACACAAAAGAUGCAACCAGAUCUUGAUGACAUAGAAAAUUUGUUUAACACGACAAUCAGAUUAGAUGUGAUCAAUGCUCGGGCAACAUAUAGUAUUUCAUUUGGUGGCACUUACCCAGAGCUGUAUUCUUCUGAGGAUUCCUCAGUUGUAUCACAACUUGCUGAGACGAAAUGGAAAUUGUAUCUCCCUAAAGCUUAUCAUCCUCUAUUACUUCAACAGCAUCGACAAAAAUUGCAGAAGGCUAUGAAGGAUGUCAGUGAUGCUACUGCUGAAAUUAGAAGGAGAAGACAGCAGGCUGGCAUAGCCACUCAGAGAGAAGAAGAAACAUAUUCAAGUCUCUCGUCUUUAGAAACGCAGGUUGCAAAGUUAAAAAAAUCAUCCCCUGUUCCUGUCGACAUAUUUGUUGCACAGCGAACUAGAGUAUUGGUCAUAACUGGCCCAAACACCGGGGGAAAGACCAUUUUCUUGAAGACAGUUGGGUUGGCUGCAAUGAUGGCGAAAUCAGGUAUAUAUGUGUUGUCAUCUGAACCUGUGAAGAUGCCAUGGUUUGAUUCCGUAUUUGCUGAUAUUGGUGAUGAACAGUCUUUGUCUCAAUCUUUGUCCACCUUCUCUGGCCAUUUGAAACAAACCAGUGACAUACUGUUGCAUUCAUCAAGCCAAUCAUUAGUUCUCUUAGAUGAGGUUGGUGCUGGUACGAAUCCCCUGGAAGGUGCUGCUCUGGGUAUGUCACUCCUAGAAUGCUUUGCUGAAGCUGGAGCUUUGUUGACAAUGGCUACUACCCAUCAUGGCGAACUUAAAACCCUGAAGUACAGCAAUGAUGCCUUUGAAAAUGCAUGUAUGGAGUUUGAUGAAGUGAAUUUGAAGCCGACGUAUAGGAUCCUUUGGGGAAUUCCAGGACGUUCAAAUGCAAUAAACAUAGCUGAAAGGCUAGAACUCCCGAAUGUGGUUGUAGAUAAUGCUCGUGAACUCCAUGGAACAGCUAGUGCAGAGAUUAAUGAGGUUAUAGAAGAUAUGGAGAAGUUCAAGCAGCAACUUCAUGAGCAUAUUCAGGAAGCACGACGUCAUCUUAAGCUUGCUAGGGAACUUCAUAGAAAUCUAGUGGUUACUGAACGUAGGAUUAGCGAACAUGCCACCAAUCAAAGAUACAGAAAAAUCCAAGAAAUAUCGAAUGCUGGAGGAGGAGCGCGUUCCAUGCUUCACAAGAAAGUGCGACAGCUUCGUGCAUCCCCAAAUUUAGCUUCUAAGGGAGACCAUAUGGUGAUCUCUAGCAUUCAAUCUACUCAGAGAGAAGAAGAUGCUGUUUCCACAGGAAUGUUGAGCAAGAGCAAUGUGCCAUUAGAAAAGAGGAGCAAAGUUCAUAUGGUGAAGGCUGGUGAUAUGGUGCAUGUUUCUAAACUUAACAAGAAAGCGACCGUGUUGAAAGUAGAUCCUAGUAAAGAAGAAAUACUAGUUCAAGUCGGGAACUUGAAGUUGAAGUUGACACCAGGAGAUGUAUUUUGACAGGAAUCAAUUACAAAGGAAUACUGUAGAUAGCAGCGAUACUCGUAGAUAUUCAAAAUGGCACCAGUUUUACUCCCUAACACAAAUAUGUUUGCUGUUUGGUUUAUUUCAUGCUGUUGGUUGAGGCAUUGAUUCAACCCAAAUAUUACCUGCAUGGGGACCUUGGGCCAAUCUACUACACGCUAAUGAUGGUCUUUUAGAUUUAACAUCCUA